UUGGCUUAUAGUGUACCAGAAAUACAUAAUUGGUUGAGAAUAUACUACAGCAACAGUUGUGUACAAAAUAUUUGCCAAUAUUUGCCACUAAUUGUAUUGAAAGCCUUGAAUCUCACAAAGAUCGCGUCGAUCGCAUCCAACGGCUAAUUAGAUGUCUUCAGCGAUGGAUUCGUAUCCGGAAGACAAGUGUUCAACAAAUGGCAAAACGGGUGACAAUGACAGACACGACGAGAACCAAUACUUGGAUCUAAUCCGACAUAUCAUGACUCGCGGACACGAGAAGUCGGACCGAACGAAGACGGGAACCGUUUCGGUGUUCGGCACUCAAUCCAGAUAUUGUCUCAGAAAUGGAGUGAUACCACUGUUGACCACAAAGCGUGUCUUCUGGAGGGGAGUUCUCGAAGAACUUCUUUGGUUUAUAAGAGGCAGUACUGACGGCAAAGAGUUAUCCAAAGUCGGUGUCAAUAUAUGGGACGCAAACGGGAGCCGAUCUUUCCUCGACUCUCUUGGAUUCACU
Messenger RNA from Medioppia subpectinata, 517 nucleotides. The record is from the annotation of a GenBank genome assembly. NCBI's taxonomy places the organism in Eukaryota, Metazoa, Arthropoda, Arachnida, Sarcoptiformes, Oppiidae.